Liolophura sinensis is the source of this 1877-nucleotide messenger RNA. RefSeq names its product solute carrier family 49 member 4 homolog. The transcript has 14 exons. The record is from RefSeq and is a predicted model, not a curated record. Gene Ontology annotation, cellular component: intracellular membrane-bounded organelle; membrane. Gene Ontology annotation, molecular function: transmembrane transporter activity. Bases 281 to 1840 code for a protein of 519 amino acids. Gene Ontology annotation, biological process: transmembrane transport. Lineage: Eukaryota; Metazoa; Mollusca; Polyplacophora; Chitonida; Chitonidae.
GGACGAAGCCCGGAAAUCCACGACCUUCCACUGGCAACCCUUCCCACGAACGGCCGGAGAGGAAGCCAGCAUGAACUGGACUAACUCACAGCGAUCGCAUUGGUGAGAGGCUUCUGGGGCAUUGCGCCGAGCUGGCGUACUAACCACCACGAAGCGCCCUCCCCCACCCCCCGACUGUUUGGAUCAAAUUUUUGGUUUCCCUGCAAACGGACUUAAACGAACCAGUUUCAGCAAGAUUUCUGUUCAUCACCUGGGAAAAGACUAAAGUUCUGAAUUAAAUAUGGAGGAGCGAAAGCCUCUGUUGACAGAUGUCUUGGAUGAACAUGACAGUUAUUCAAUUCAAUACAGCAGUAUUAACAGCAGCGUGUCAGAGGAGAGAAGUGUCCCGGUACGCUCACUGGAAGUUAAAGUGUACAAAAGAAGGUUCUACAUACUCUUCAUGUUUUCCAUGUCCACCUUGGCUCAAGCCGCCGUAUGGAACACAUGGGGACCAGUGUCCCAGUCAGCCAAGCAAGUGUUUGGAUGGACUGACGGGGACAUUGCCUUGUUAGCGAAUUGGGGACCCAUUUCUUUCAUCAUUUCUCUCUACCCGUUUUCAUGGAUCAUGGAUGUAAAAGGAUUACGCUGGGCGCUUAUCAGCUGCAGCUUUGUGGUGGCAGCCGGGGCGGCGCUCAGGUGUAUAACAUUCCAGCAACCUUAUGCCACCUGGUUGAUUCACGGAGGCCAGUUUCUUAAUGGCCUCGGAGGCCCUGUUGCCAUGGCAGCAUGUACGGUUGUAUCGUCGACAUGGUUUCCACCGAACCAGCGAACUACAUCAACGAGUAUUGGCAACCUGCUCAAUGCUGUUGGUGUGGCAGUCUCUUUUAUAAUAGGUCCACUUCUGGUGCCACAGCAUUCUCCAUGUACACCUUCCAACAGCAGUGACCUGAACAUAAGCGAAUCGUUGAAAGCUGAGACAGACAGUGGGGACUGUUUCAACGCAUCCGACAAUACGGCAAACUUCCAGGAGAUGAGGGAUGGCAUAAUAAAGUUACAGUACAUCGAGUGCGGGUUUUGCGUGGCUGUAUUCUUGGGAAUACUUUUGUACUUUCCGGCCAAGCCUCCAUUACCACCAAGUACGACGGCCUCGGUAAAGAGAGUGGACUUCAAGACGGGUACUUUGGCAUUGUUAUGUCACAUCCAAUUUUGGGUAAUCUCGUCCAUCUACGGCGUGUGUUUGGGAACGAUUAACUGCUGGAUGUCUGUACUUGAUGUAGUCCUUAAUCCACUGGGCAUUUCUCAGGAAACAGCAGGCUGGAUGGGAUUCUACUCUAUUAUUGGUGGAACAAUAGCUGGGUUCAUAGUCGCCAUGGUUGCUGACAUAUUUUCUAAGCGGAUGAAGUUGAUUCUGGUGGCACUGUACUUAAUGGCGGGAGUUAAUUUUCUCUGGCUGGCACUUAUCUCGGGGCAAUACAUUCCCUCCAACAGCAUGCACGUGUGGAUCUCCGUGAUCGCUGGCAACACUUUAAUCACCGCGGGAGUGCCUCUGAUAUACGAGCUGGCAUGUGAAAUAACAUUCCCAAUAUCAGAGAGCGUCACAACAAGUGCCCUGGCAAUGUACAAUAACGUGGCUGGUCUCAUAUUCCUACUGGUGAUGAUGAUUCCAAAUAUCAAUGUGAGCUGGACAAACUGGUGUGUGUUGGGGACGGUUUUGUUUUGUGUCCCGUUGUUAUUGCUGCUGAGGGACAGAUACAAACGACUAGAUAUGGAUUUAGAGGUGAAAGCCGAAGACAAAGCGCCCCCUGGUGUUAGUGGAUCAAUUACGUCCGUACCAGGAACACCGUCCAUCGUGUAUACAUGAUGUUGCCAUAGACUAUUUAUAAAUGAGAUUUAAUAAA